AGAGUUGUGUAAGGAUUAAUCAGAUUUAAAUACAGUUUAUAUUAUUGCCAACAUAGACUUUUGUUUUUCAAAUGUCACAAAUAUCUUUUAUUAUUUGUGGAUUUAUUCCUUUUAUGAAGUAGUCAAAUGAAUCAGCUCACCCUUGACUGUAACAAAAUACUGCUUGGUGACUUGUGACAGACAGGGUUUUAACCUCUGACAGCGAGAUUCAUUGUGGAGCAAGAGCCAAUCAUAGAUCCUGACGACACUUGUCUCAUCUAAGUUGGAAUAUAAAAAGCCACUUGGAAUACAGUAUAAAAGAGUCACUGGUGUGGCAAGUUGUCUCUCAGACUGUACAUGCAUUAAAAUUUUGCUCGGCAUUACUCAAAAGCAAAAGAAAAGUAAAAGGAAGAAUUAAGAACAAGAAAAAAAGAUUAUAUUGAUUUUAAAAUCAUGCAAAAACUGCAACUCUGUGUUUAUAUUUACCUGUUUAUGCUGAUUGUUGCUGGUCCAGUGGAUCUAAAUGAGAACAGUGAGCAAAAAGAAAAUGUGGAAAAAGAGGGGCUGUGUAAUGCAUGUACUUGGAGACAAAACACUAAAUCUUCAAGAAUAGAAGCCAUUAAAAUACAAAUCCUCAGUAAACUUCGUCUGGAAACAGCUCCUAACAUCAGCAAAGAUGCUAUAAGACAACUUUUACCCAAAGCUCCUCCACUCCGGGAACUGAUUGAUCAGUAUGAUGUCCAGAGGGAUGACAGCAGCGAUGGCUCUUUGGAAGAUGACGAUUAUCACGCUACAACGGAAACAAUCAUUACCAUGCCUACAGAGUCUGAUUUUUUAAUGCAAGUGGAUGGAAAACCCAAAUGUUGCUUCUUUAAAUUUAGCUCUAAAAUACAAUACAAUAAAGUGGUAAAGGCCCAACUAUGGAUAUAUUUGAGACCCGUUGAGACUCCUACAACAGUGUUUGUGCAAAUCCUGAGACUCAUCAAACCUAUGAAAGACGGUACAAGGUAUACUGGAAUCCGAUCUCUGAAACUUGACAUGAACCCAGGCACUGGUAUUUGGCAGAGCAUUGAUGUGAAGACAGUGUUGCAAAAUUGGCUCAAACAACCUGAAUCCAACUUAGGCAUUGAAAUAAAAGCUUUAGAUGAGAAUGGUCAUGAUCUUGCUGUAACCUUCCCAGGACCAGGAGAAGAUGGGCUGAAUCCCUUUUUAGAGGUCAAGGUAACAGACACACCAAAAAGAUCCAGAAGGGAUUUUGGUCUUGACUGUGAUGAGCACUCAACAGAAUCGCGAUGCUGUCGUUACCCUCUAACUGUAGAUUUUGAAGCUUUUGGAUGGGAUUGGAUUAUCGCUCCUAAAAGAUAUAAGGCCAAUUACUGCUCUGGAGAGUGUGAAUUUGUAUUUUUACAAAAAUAUCCUCAUACUCAUCUGGUACACCAAGCAAACCCCAGAGGUUCCGCAGGCCCUUGCUGUACUCCCACAAAGAUGUCUCCAAUUAAUAUGCUAUAUUUUAAUGGCAAAGAACAAAUAAUAUAUGGGAAAAUUCCAGCCAUGGUAGUAGACCGCUGCGGGUGCUCAUGAGAUUUAUAUUAAGUGUUCAUAACUUCCUAAAACAUGGAAGGUUUUCCCCUCAACAAUUUUGAAGCUGUGAAAUUAAGUACCACAGGCUAAAGGCCUAGAGUAUCCUACAGUCACUUAAGCAUAAGCUACAGUAUGUAAACUAAAAGGGGGAAUAUAUGCAAUGGUUGGCAUUUAACCAUCCAAACAAAUCAUACAAUAAAGUUUUAUGAUUUCCAGAGUUUUUGAGCUAGAAGGAGAUCAAAUUACAUUUAUGUUCCUGUAUAUUACAACAUCGGCGAGGAAAUGAAGGCAAUUCUCCUUGCAUUCUGAUGAAUUAAAGGAGUAUGCUUUAAAGUCUAUUUCUUUACAGUUUUGUUUAAUAUUUACAGAAAAAAUCUACAUACAGUAUUGGUAAAAUGCAGGAUUGUUAUAUACCAUCAUUCGACUCAUCCUUAAACACUUGAAUUUAUAUUGUAUGGUAGCAUACUUGGUAAGAUAAAAUUCCACAAAAAUAGGGAUGGUGCAGCGUAUGCAAUUUCCAUUCCUAUUGUAAUUGACACAGUACAUUAACAAUCCAUGCCAAUGGUGCUAAUACAAUAGGCUGAAUGUCUGAGGCUACCAGGUUUAUCACAUAAAAAACAUUCAGUAAGAUAGUAAGUUUCUCUUUUCUUCAGGUGCAUUUUCCUAUACCUCCAAAUGAGGAAUGGAUUUUCUUUAACGUAAGAAGAAUCAUUUUUCUAGAGGUUGGCUUUCAAUUCUGUAGCAUACUUGGAGAAACUGCGUUAUCUUAAAAGGCAGUGAAAUAGUAUUCGUUUUUAUCAAAAUGUCAAAAUAACAUACUCGGAGAAGUAUGUAAUUUUGUCUUUGGAAAAUUACAACACUGCCUUUGCAACACUGCAGUUUUUAUGGUAAAAUAAUAGAAAUGAUCGACUCUAUCAAUAUUGUAUAAAAAGACUGAAACAAUGCAUUUAUAUAAUAUGUAUACAAUAUUGUUUUGUAAAUAAGUGUCUCCUUUUUUAUUUACUUUGGUAUAUUUUUACACUAAGGACAUUUCAAAUUAAGUACAAAGGCACAAAGACAUGUCAUGCAUCACAGAAAAGCAACUACUUAUAUUUCAGAGCAAAUUAGCAGAUUAAAUAGUGGUCUUAAAACUCCAUAUGUUAAUAAUUAGAUGGUUAUAUUACAAACAUUUUAUAUUUUUUUACAUGAUUAACAUUCACUUAUGGAUUCAUGAUGGCUGUAUAAUGUGAAUUUGAAAUUACAUUGGUUUACUGUCAUUGUGUUUAAAUCUCAACGUUCCAUUAUUUUAAUACUUGCAAAAAUAUUACUAAGCAUACCAAAAUAAUUGACUCUAUUAUCUGAAAUGAAGAAUAAACUGAUGCUAUCUCAACAA
Messenger RNA from Chlorocebus sabaeus (green monkey), 2932 nucleotides. It is a transcript of the gene MSTN, whose product is annotated as myostatin. Gene Ontology annotation, cellular component: extracellular region. NCBI's taxonomy places the organism in Eukaryota, Metazoa, Chordata, Mammalia, Primates, Cercopithecidae. The record is from RefSeq and is a predicted model, not a curated record. Gene Ontology annotation, molecular function: growth factor activity; cytokine activity.